Acaulospora morrowiae is the source of this 957-nucleotide messenger RNA. The record is from the annotation of a GenBank genome assembly. Lineage: Eukaryota; Fungi; Glomeromycota; Glomeromycetes; Diversisporales; Acaulosporaceae.
AGGGACACCAUAUACACUCGUUUAAACCAUUCCGCUCUUGUAGCCGUGAAUCCUUACAAAGCUCUACCCAUUUUUAGCGAUACUACCGUACAAGAAUAUGUCGCCGACUACAAAGACACCUCGGCUCAAAAGAAUCAACUACCUCCGCACGCUUUUCAAAUCGCCUCUCAGGCCUAUCUACACAUGCGACGAACAGGACAAGACCAAUCCGUCAUCUUAAGUGGUGAGUCGGGUAGCGGGAAAUCGGAGACCCGUAAGCUAUUGGUUAAACAGCUGAUCGCCCUGAGCGCCCAUCAUAAAAAAGAAUCAAGAAUUCAAACACAAGUUCCUUACUCAGAAUUUAUCCUCGAAUCUUUCGGAAAUUCAAAGACAAUAGUAAACAAUAAUGCAUCUCGUUUCGGAAAAUAUACCGAGCUACAGUUUAGUGAACGCGGAAAAUUGAUUGGCGCAAAGACACUCGAUUAUCUUUUGGACAAAAAUCGCGUCGCCAAUGUUCCACCAAAUGAACGAAACUUUCACGUCUUUUAUUAUUUUAUCGCUGGUGCUUCACAAGAGGAGAAAUCUCAUCUUCAUCUCACCGAUGCCUCUCAAUACCGUUACCUAAACGUUCCUAGAGGAACACGAGGGCCUAGCGCCGAGGACAUUGACAACUUUAAUGAGCUGAAGCAGGCCCUGAAAUCUUUAGGAUUCCACAAAAGGCACGUGGCUCAGAUGUUUCAACUUCUGGCCGCUAUUCUACAUCUGGGUAACUUACAAUUCAUGCAAGAUCCCAACAACAGAAUGAAAGACUCGGCGUUCGUGAAGAAUGUGGACGUUUUAGAUUUGGUUGCCGACUUUCUGGGCCUUGAUACUAAUUCCUUGGAAACCGUUCUCACCAACAAAACUAAAUUGAUCAAGAAGGAACUGUGCACCAUAUUUUUGGAUGUCGAGGGUGCUUCGACGCAGCGUGAUGACCUU